Messenger RNA from Nakaseomyces glabratus, 756 nucleotides. RefSeq names its product putative acireductone synthase UTR4 (gene UTR4). Gene Ontology annotation, molecular function: acireductone synthase activity; magnesium ion binding. The record is from RefSeq and is a predicted model, not a curated record. NCBI's taxonomy places the organism in Eukaryota, Fungi, Ascomycota, Saccharomycetes, Saccharomycetales, Saccharomycetaceae.
AUGUCGCCAGACCCAAAAUACAGUGCGUACUUAUUAGAUAUUGAGGGUACAUUGUGCCCAUUGUCCUUUGUUAAGGAUACCCUAUACCCAUUCUUUGUUCUACACGUCCAAAGAAUUGUUUAUGAAAAUUUUAAUGAGGAGCAUCCAAAGGAUGAAUUUAUUGCAGAGCAAUUGGCCAAAUAUGAUAUAAAAGAGGAAGGUCAAGCUGGUAAAAAUAAAUUGGUGGAACAUUUAUUGGACCUAGUUGCCAAUGACACCAAGGAUUCUACUUUGAAAGCUCUCCAAGGUCACGUAUGGGAAGUGGGUUACAAUUCCGGUGAACUUGAGGUACCAUUAUACCCAGAUGUUAUUGACUUCCUGGUAAGGAAUGACGGAAGAGGAGAUGACAAAGUUCCUGUAUACAUUUAUUCAAGUGGAUCUAUUCAUGCUCAAAAACUGCUUUUUGGGCAUGUUAAAAAUUCCGGCAAUUCCCACGCAAAAAUUGCUGGUAAUUGGGACCUGAAUCGUUUUAUUGAUGGGUAUUUCGAUAUAAAUACAGCCGGUAAGAAGACAGAAUCGAACUCUUACAAGAAAAUUCUUGAUGAAAUUAAGAUGACUGAUAAACCACAUGAUGUUCUAUUUUUAAGCGACAAUGCAAAGGAAUUGGAUGCCGCUAAGGAGUGUGGUAUUAGUGUUGGUUUAGCCAUGAGAGCAGGCAAUGUUACCGUCCCUAAUGCAAUUGAUUAUAAGCAAUACUUCCAAUUUACUAAAUUGUAA